AUGAGAACUCAUAAAGUUGCUGUGAUUACUGGAACUAAUAGCAACCUUGGUCUAAAUAUUGCAUACAGAUUAAUUGACAAUUUGGAUUAUGAGGAUAAACUUACAUUGGUGGUCACUUCUAGGACAUUGCUAAGAGUUCGUGAAGUUAUUGAUCUGCUCAAGGCAUAUUCUGAAAAGCAUGAAAAGAAUAUGUAUGUGGAUUAUGAUUACCUGUUGGUAGACUUCACUGAUAUGGUAAGUGUUCUAGGAGCCUACUAUGAUCUUAAUAAUAGAUAUGACGCCAUACAUUACUUCUUUGUGAAUGCAGCACAAGGUGUCUAUUCUGGUAUUGACUGGAUGCAAGCAACGAAGGAAAUAAUUUCUAAUCCAUUGGAAGCAGUGACAAAUCCAACUUAUAAGAUUCAACGAAUUGGUGUGAAUACGGCGGAUGGAAUGGGCCUUGUAUUCCAAGCAAACGUGUUUGGCCCAUACUAUUUAAUUAGGAAAUUAAUUCCUCAAUUGUCAAAAGGUAACGCUAUCGUUGUCUGGAUUUCAUCAUUAAUGGCGGAACCAAAAUAUCUGUCUUUAGAAGAUAUCGAAUUAUUAAAGACUGAUGCUUCCUACGAAGGCUCCAAAAGGCUGGUUGAUUUAUUACAUCUGAUGACUUUCAAAGAUUUAAAAGCAUUAGGUAUUCAUCAGUAUCUAACGCAUCCUGGGAUCUUCACUAGUAACUCCUUCUUCCAAUAUUUGAACUUUUUUACCUACUACGCUAUGCUGAUGUUCUUUUACUUUGCAAGGUUGAUGGGCUCUCGUUGGCACAAUAUCAGUGGUUAUAAGGCUGCUAACGCUCCUGUAUAUGUUGCUACACUAGCAAACCCAAAUUUUGAGCGCCAGGAGCUUAAAUAUGGUUCAGCUACUUACAGGGAUGGCAUGGAGUACAUUGUAACGGAGGAGGUCGAUCCCACAGGUGCGUAUGAUGUCUAUAAAUAUAUCAUAAGGCUAGCAGAAGAUUGGGAUGAGAAACUUAAAGACCAAAUUGUCAAUUCUCGUAUAAUAUUGUAA
Eremothecium cymbalariae DBVPG#7215 is the source of this 1041-nucleotide messenger RNA. It is a transcript of the gene ERG27, whose product is annotated as 3-keto-steroid reductase. Gene Ontology annotation, cellular component: mitochondrial outer membrane; endoplasmic reticulum membrane; lipid droplet. Lineage: Eukaryota; Fungi; Ascomycota; Saccharomycetes; Saccharomycetales; Saccharomycetaceae. Gene Ontology annotation, biological process: ergosterol biosynthetic process. The coding region runs from base 1 to 1041 and encodes 346 amino acids. Gene Ontology annotation, molecular function: 3-beta-hydroxysteroid 3-dehydrogenase (NADP+) activity. The transcript is spliced from 2 exons. The record is from RefSeq and is a predicted model, not a curated record.